This is a messenger RNA of Morchella importuna, 912 nucleotides long. RefSeq lists its product as uncharacterized. Lineage: Eukaryota; Fungi; Ascomycota; Pezizomycetes; Pezizales; Morchellaceae. The record is from RefSeq and is a predicted model, not a curated record. Gene Ontology annotation, molecular function: protein binding. The coding region runs from base 1 to 912 and encodes 303 amino acids. The transcript is spliced from 2 exons.
AUGUCGCCUAGUUAUGGAAUGCUUUACCCCACACUCGUCACCGUCGGCACCUACCACCUCAACGCCACCGCCGCCGACCUCCCCUCCAAGAAAACCGGGCACCUCUGCCUCUACUCCGUCACCCCCGAUGGCGGCUUCACGCUCCUCCAGUCGCACCCCACACAGGCGAUCCUGGACCUAAAGUUCUCACCACACUCUCCCGACACCCUCGCGCUCGCACACUCCCUCGGCCAGGUCAGCGUGUGGACGCUCUCCGAGCGCACGCUCCACCUGAAGGCGCUGUUCACGCCGUUCCCAGAGGACGUUCUAGUCCUGUCACUCACGUUCUCGCCGGCCCGCCGCGACACGCUGGCGGCGACGCUGUCGACGGGGGAGGUUGCAACAGUGUCGUUAGAGAGCGGGGAGGUGGUGGAGAGCUGGGCGCCGCACACGCUUGAGGCGUGGACGUGCGUGUUUACGCCUGACGGGCGGGGCGUGUAUUCGGGUGCCGACGACAGCGUUGUGUGUCUGUGGGACGUUGCGGGGGGGAGCGAGGCGUGGCGGGACCGGAGGAGCCAUGGUGCGGGGGUGACGGCGGUGCUGCCGGUGGGGGGUGAGGGGGCGGUGUUGACGGGGAGCUAUGAUGAGGGGUUGAGGGCGUUUGAGGUGCGGGGCGGGAGGAGGGGAGUGGUGGGGGAGGUGAGGGUUGAGGGGGGCGGGGUGUGGAGGUUGGGGUGGAUGGGGGAGGGGCAGAAGAGGGUGUUGGCGAGUUGUAUGCAUGCGGGGACGAGAGUGGUGGAGGUGGAGGAGUUGGAGGUGGUGGCGGGGUGGGUGGAGGGCGAGAGCAUGAAUUAUGGGAGUGAUGUGACGGCGGAUGGGAGGGUUGUGAGCUGCAGCUUUUAUGAUAAGAGGUUGAGUUUGUGGUCUGUUUAA